Zychaea mexicana is the source of this 2075-nucleotide messenger RNA. Its product is annotated as homocitrate synthase. The coding region runs from base 501 to 1814 and encodes 437 amino acids. The record is from RefSeq and is a predicted model, not a curated record. NCBI's taxonomy places the organism in Eukaryota, Fungi, Mucoromycota, Mucoromycetes, Mucorales, Lichtheimiaceae. The transcript is spliced from 3 exons. Gene Ontology annotation, cellular component: mitochondrion. Gene Ontology annotation, molecular function: homocitrate synthase activity.
CAUUCGCACACCCGAUCUUACUCGCUCACAAACCAUCAACCUUGUCUCUCUCUUUCUCUCUUUCUUUCUGUUGGCUUUAAUCGCACAGCAUAAUAAUAAUUGAAUACAUUUAUUUAAAACCCCACUCUACAUAAUGGUUUCCAUAACUUUCCCAUAACGAGUGUAUUCUCCGUCCUACCUUUGUCCCCCGCGCAGGGUGUUUAUACUUGGUAGAUUUCAUGGCGACUCACGACGUCAAACCGAGCGGGGCUGACUCAGCUCUUGAUCAACUCCGGUCUUGCCAUUCUUGCAGGUUUCUCUUUUUUUGUGACUAUUCAUCUAGAUUUCUGAGAUAAUCGUGUGGGCGGGUUUCCAUCGCGUUCAAAAACGUCGCUUAUAUUUGAGACCAACCUUUCAUAACCUUCUUUCUCUUCUCUCCCACUCUCACACACACAUUUCCUCUCUGUUUUUUUUAUCUCCACUUGCACUGACGCACCCUCCUGCUUAACAAGAAAAACACCAUGUCACAACAAAACGGAACUGUAAACAACCAAGCCAAGGAUCAAAACCGUACCCGCGAACCCAUCGUGUCGCCAUAUAUGCCGAAAUACCCCGAUCCCAUGUCCAAUAUCUCAAACUUCAAGAUCAUUGAAUCCACUUUGAGAGAGGGUGAACAGUUCGCCAACGCCUUCUUUGACACGGAAAAGAAGAUUGAAAUCGCAAAGUCGCUUGAUGAGAUCGGAGUGGACUACUUGGAACUCACCUCGCCCGCUGCAUCUGAGCAAUCACGUAACGACUGCAAGGCCAUCUCUAGUCUGGGUUUGAAGGCCAAGAUCUUGACGCACGUUCGUUGCCACAUGGACGACGCCAAGCUUGCAAUUGAUACCGGUGUUGAUGGUUUGGACGUUGUGAUCGGCACAUCGAGCUACUUGCGUGAAUUCUCGCACGGCAAGGACAUGGAAUAUAUCACCAACAAGGCCAUUGAAGUCAUCAGCUACAUCAAGAGCCAGGGUUUGGAAGUCCGUUUCUCCACUGAAGACUCUUUCCGUUCAGAUCUUGUUGAUCUGCUGAGCAUCUACAAGGCUGUUGACAAGAUCGGCGUCAACCGUGUCGGUAUUGCCGACACUGUCGGUUGUGCCAACCCCCGCCAAGUCUACGAAUUGGUCCGCACCCUGCGAAGUGUUGUCAGCUGUGAUAUUGAGUGCCAUUUCCAUAACGACACUGGUUGUGCUAUUGCCAACGCUUAUGCUGCUUUGGAAGCCGGUGCUACCCACAUUGAUACCUCGGUCCUUGGUAUUGGUGAGAGAAAUGGCAUCACGCCUCUCGGCGGUUUGCUCGCCCGUAUGUAUGCUGCUGAUAAGGAGUUUGUCAAGAACAAGUACAACUUGACCAAGAUUCGCGAUGUUGAAAACAUUGUUGCCGAUGCUGUCGAGGUCACCGUUCCUUUCAACAACUACAUCACUGGUUACUGUGCCUUCACCCACAAGGCAGGUAUUCACGCCAAGGCUAUUUUGAACAACCCAUCAACAUACGAAAUCUUGAAGCCAGAGGACUUUGGUAUGUCACGAUAUGUCAGCAUUGGUCAUCGUUUGACGGGUUGGAAUGCGGUUAAGAACCGAAUCGAGCAGCUGCAAUUGACGGAUCUCAAGGAUGAGGACGCCAAGGUGGUUACGCAAAAGAUCAAGGAGUUGGCCGAUGUCCGACCAUUGUCUUUGGAUGACGUUGAUACCCUUCUUCGUCACUACCACAAUGCCAAGAAUGAAGGCGUACAUACUCACUUCUUGGACAACAUUGAUACACCAGACCAGAUCACUCAAAUGGGCGCUACCGCAUAAAAAAGCCUCUAAACCAUUUACUUUUAUAUACAAUAUCAAAAACACGCAUAACCCUCCCUUACCUAUCCCUAUACACUUCUUCACUUUUCUUUCACAAUUUCUUCCCUUUUUGUUAGUUCCAUGUAUAAAAAUUUUUAAACACUUGCCUCCAUGUUGUCCUUUGUAAAGGGCUAUAUAUAUUUUAUAUACAAGCACACAAUCACCACAUUUAGUAAAUAUCAUUUUGGAAUAAAAAACAAUGCAAGUCUUUUCUUACUUGAA